AUGCGACCUUUUCCAUCUCGAGGUUUAAAUCCGGCUAGAGAAAAUUUCAAUGAUCAUUUAUCAAGAGCGCGUAAAUGCAUAGAAUGUACUUUUGGAAUACUACGGGCAAAAUGGAGACUUCUUGGAAAGGAUAUAGAAGUCAGUUCUCAAAAAGCUAUUGUAAUAAUAAAAUGUAUGUGCAUAUUACACAACGUCAUCAGGGAAAAAGAUGGAGAUAGUGAUUUGGACUACUGUAAUAUUAUGUUGGGUUCACAAACCGUUUGGGAAGAUGAAAUCACAGAUCGACGAGCAAGAGGCGCAAAUACUUUACAACAGGCAAAAGAAAUAAGAAAUACAUUUAUGAACUAUUUUUUAAAUACUUAA
Macrosiphum euphorbiae (potato aphid) is the source of this 363-nucleotide messenger RNA. The record is from the annotation of a GenBank genome assembly. NCBI's taxonomy places the organism in Eukaryota, Metazoa, Arthropoda, Insecta, Hemiptera, Aphididae.